Microplitis mediator is the source of this 3900-nucleotide messenger RNA. It is a transcript of the gene chas, whose product is annotated as probable cyclin-dependent serine/threonine-protein kinase DDB_G0292550. The record is from RefSeq and is a predicted model, not a curated record. Bases 313 to 3900 code for a protein of 1195 amino acids. NCBI's taxonomy places the organism in Eukaryota, Metazoa, Arthropoda, Insecta, Hymenoptera, Braconidae. The transcript is spliced from 11 exons.
CAACUACAUACAAGAUAGAAACACUUGUGAGAUUUAACCACCACAUCUUGGAAUACUCCAGCCACCAGCAAGCGCGCAGUCGCGCCCAAAGAGCCGUUUUGGAUGGUGUGAUUCGUUGAAGAUUAUUUGUUGGUGUGUCGAGGUGGACCGCUGUAGAGCAAACUGGAGAACUGGACGUCGAGUAUUAUAUCUAGUCUCUCGCUCGUCACCGCCUAAGGAAAUUGGAAAGUUAUUCACGCGCGGACGUAUAUAUUUAAUACAGAAGCAUAUCAUCGGAGUUGAUAAAAGAUAAUAAUUAAUCCUUGAGGAAGUAUGGAAGUUAUUUCAACGAGUAAAUAUGAUGCAACAUCAUCGUCAAAGACUUUGGCACCAGCAAAGCCGACGUCUACGACGGCACCCAAUAUUGUCACACAUUACACUGACAUGUUUAUUCAAAAUCCAGAAAAUUCUACAGCCAAAGUAAUAGAAGAAGAAUGGGAAACACGAAAGAAAAAAGAAAUAACGACAACUCGCCAAAUAGAGACAAGAAUAAAACGUCAAGUGGUUUUGGAGGACGGCGAGGUCAUCAAGGAUUCUGGGCCGUUUGUUACCACCAACACAACUGAGGACAUUGAACAGCAAGAGCAAACAACUCAGGAGAAAAGGACUAUAGCAAAUGAUGAUAAUUCAUUAUCACGUCGACGUGAGCGGUCUAAAUCACCGUCAAUAUCAACAAAUUUAAACGGAAAUAUCACACUUACGAGUGAUAAAAUUAUUAGUGAUGGUGGUGGGGGAAGUAUUAUUCAAAAAGAACUCAACGAAACGAUUGUUAAAAGUCGAGAAGAAGUUGAAGAAUUGGUUGAAACAGAAAAACGACAACAUCUUGGUGAUAUAUCUGAUGAAGCCUACCAAUUAGCAAUAAUACGAAAUAAUAAUAAUAGUCGUAAAAAUUUACGAAUGACUUUGGCUGAAACAGUUAAUCAGUUAUCAGUAAACUCUUCAGAGCAUAUCGAACCACGGAUUAUUCAACACACGACUAAAUCGAAUAAAAUUGUCGAUACAGAAAAAAAAAUAAAACGAACGGGGAUAAAACCGGACGGCGCGAUUGUUACGGAAACAAAGACAAGCGUUACGCACGAAGAAAUUAACGAUGUUCCGGACUAUUCAUAUUCAGACAGGAAUGACGAUAAUGAUGACACGCCGCGAGAAACAAAAAAAGAGAGCUCGCAAAAAUUCUUUAAACAACGCGAUGAAGAUGUUGUUGAUUAUUUAUUAAACGGAGAAAAAAUAGCUCGAGAGCGGCGUUUUAUUUCUGAAAUCACAGAGGGAGACAGGAUUGGUGAUCCUUAUGAUGACAAUAUCAGAACGACAUUAAAUCGAAAAAAUGUUUUGACAAAAAAACCCUUGAGUUUUGAUGAAGAAGAUGAAGUUAAAAAAUUCGAAACAUCCAAGUGGUUGGAAAAUCAUUUUGGAAGUGAUCAUGGAAUGUCAUCUCAUAGUAGCAAAGACGAAAUAGUUCCCAGUAAUCAUAACGAUAACAAUCGUCAAGUUCAAGUUCAAACAAUAAAUAAUAAAAGUUUUAUAAAUGUCACUAUGAAAUCAUCAAAAUCUCAAGAUUCUAAAAAUAAUAAUAAAAGUAAGGACACAUAUAUUAAUACUUACAUCGAUAAAAGUUAUAGUGAACUUGAUCAACCUGUGCGGUCAUCAAAUAAACAACAAAAUGAAAGAAUAAGUAACUGGUCCGAAAGAAAGCAGCAACACAAUAUUUCAGAUAAACAAAAUGUAAAUGGUAAUUCUCCAUCAUCAUUAUUAUCAUUGUCAUCGUCUUCUACUACAACAUCAUCGUACUGUAGAAUUGAAACUCCACAAAUAAACGGCGGAGAGAAGGAACAAUUAGAGCAACAGGAAAAUUUACCACCGCAACAAACAUUAUCGAAAAAAAUAUUUGAAGAUUCUUCAUAUGUUAGAACUUCGUCUUCUAAUGUCGCGCCCCAUUAUUACAGUGACAAUACUGAUAAACAUAAACAACUGCAACGAAAUACCUCAAAUUCUUCUUCAUCGUUGCAGCAGCGUUGUCAUUGUCAAAAUAGUAACAAAAAUCAUCAACAGAUUUCAGUAACAAACAGAUGCAAAUGUGUAACAGAUGAUUCAAAUUUAUCUUCGCCAUCACCACAGUUACCACCGCACUCAUCAUCAGCUCAUGUUAUUAAGAGAACAAGAGACAAUCGUAAUAAAAAAAUUUAUCACUAUCCACCCCAGCAGCAGCAACAGCAAAAACAAUAUCACUAUCACGGACAAUUUGAUAAUUUACAGCCGUCAGAAUUAUCCAACAAUAGUCCACAGCAAAAAUUUUGUUGCCAUCGUCGCCGAAAUCGUGAUCGACGUUGUCGCUCGUCAUCGCCGCCGUCACUUAUUAAAUUUUCAUCUGCACCAACAAUAAUAAAACGUGAAAAAAAAUCAUCAAAUAGUGAUAAUUUUAAGAAUUCGACGCCUAAUAUAUCAACAACGCGAAGCACUAAGUCUAAAAUUGGUGAAUCAUUCAGACGAUUUGUAAAUAAAUUACGAUCAGCGUCUACUGAAAGAAGGAAUAAAAAAUCGAGUGUUAAUGGUGGUGACAGUGGUGGCAACAGUGGUAUCAGUAAUUUUUCAAAUACAACAUCAGUUUCUCAAGUGACACAAACAGAUGAUAAUAAAAAUCAAAUGACAACAUACCUUCAAUACAAUUCAAUAGAUAAAAAUAUUCCCGAUACCCAAUAUCAUUACAAUCAAACCGGUGAUGAUGUACAUGACGCCAUUAUCAAUAACGGUGACAAUAAAUUAUCCCAAGAAAAACAAACUAAAAAUGGUUCUACCGUAAUAAGUAGUCCUGGUUCAGGAAUAACUAAAACUAUCAAAGUCACAAGAUUAAACGGUCAUAUUGCAAAUUAUGAUCAGUACGGACGAAAUAAUUCCAUAACUCCAGUCCACAGAUACUACAUCAAAGAAUCAUUCAGAGGACGACAAAAUACAGAUCGUGACACCGGUUACAAAAAUAAGUCUGCUACGAGAUCACGAAAACUUCAUGCUGUUAAUGAUGACAAUAAUAACAAUAAAAAUAAUAAUAUCAAUAACGACGAUGAAAUUAAUAAUUUUAAAAAUAAUAACAAUAAUAAUAAUGUUAAAUAUAAUCAAACAUUAUCAAGACCUAAUAACGAACCAUCAACAUUUCUUGGUCGAUUUAGCAAGUCUGCAAGUCGACUGAUGACGUCAACGCCGACUACGAAUGAAUAUGAUCAAAAAGACCGGCAAGUUACGAGCACGCAAACGUUACCUCGAAAAUUACAGCGUUAUUUAUUAGUUCGAAAUAAUAAUAAUAAUAAUAUUAACAAUAAUAAUAAUAAUAACAAUAACAGUUUGACGAAGAAAAAGCCACUGAAACCACCGGGAAAUCAAUUUUCAUCGAGUCAUAAUCAUUUGAAUUUCAUAAAAUCCUCGUCAUCGUCAUCGCCCUCGCCAACACAAUCAUUCGCUCCACUCUCGUCAAUGUCACCGUCCUCAAAUAAGUCAAUGCAUUAUGGCAGUAUGAUAAAUAUAUCUAUAAAACAUAAUGCACCUCCACAAACAAUAAGAGAGAACAAUACAGCUAUGAAGAUGACUGUUGGCAAUAAUACUGGAACGUUGCCAGUUAAACCUGACCGUUCUUAUAAAUCAUCAUUGUCACGAAGUAAAAGUUUUAAUGUUCUUGAAGACAAUACUACCGAUGGUUACAGUAAUAAAAAUUUUAUUGCUAGAAAUUAUUCACCGAGUAAAACAUAUAAAUCAAAUACACAAUUGCAUCGUUUAGAUGAAACACCAUCACCAUUAAAGAGUCCCAGUAUCCUUGCUAGCAUAAACCGUUACAGUGGCGCCGGUGACAAUAAAAAUUCUAAUUUUAAUUUAUAA